CAAACCAGUCAGCUACUCUGAUUCAUUUUUUGGCCAAGUAAAGGAAGAUAAAUUCUGGGUUUUGAAUUUGGUUUUGCUGGCUUUUCGGAUUAUGAGAACCGGUAACCGGCAAAUGAAGAGCUUGCUCUUUAUGAUUUCACUUAAUUUGGCCUGUUCUACAGUUGAGUUCGCCAUUGGACUCUUUACGGGUCGUAUUGGUCUGGUAUCUGAUGCAUUUCAUUUGGCAUUAGGGUCUGGUCUCUUGACAUUUUCAUUGUUUGCAAUGGCAGCUUCUCAAAGAAAGCCUGAUCAUGUUUACACUUACGGGUUCCAAAGGCUUAAUGUAUUGUCUGCUUUCACCAAUACAGUGUUUCUAUUGUUCAUGUCAUUCUCCUUAACUGUGGAAGCACUUCAUGCUUUCAUCGAAGAUGAAUCAGAGCACAAACAUUAUUUAGUCGUAUCGGCAGUGACAAAUCUGAUGGUGAAUCUUAAUGGCGUUUGGUUCUUUAGAAAUUAUGCUCGAAUCAAUCUUGUUUACAAGAAAGCUGAAGAUAUGAAUUACCACUCAAUUUGCUUGCAUGUUGUUGCAGAUUCCAUUCGCUGUGUAGGUUUGAUAUGGACGUUCUGGUUAUUGUCUCUGGGGGUAAAUAAUGCUGAAGCUUUGUGCAUGGGAUUAGUUUCGUGUUCAGUAUUCAUGCUCGUAAUGCCUGUAUUUAAAGCUAGUGGCGGCGUCUUGCUUCAGAUGGCACCACCUAAUAUUCCAUCUUCAGCUUUGACCAAAUAUUGGGAGCAGAUCAGUUGUCUUAAAGAUGUUACACAAGUGUCGGAAGCUCGGUUUUGGGAAGUAGUUCCUGGCCAUGUUGUUGGAUCCCUUUUACUUGAGGGUAAGCAGGGGAUGGAUGAUGGGGCAAUAGUGGAGUACGUGCAUGGUUUGUACGGUGACUUGGGAAUCAAUGAUUUCACUGUACAAACUGAUUAUAUAUGA
Hibiscus syriacus is the source of this 964-nucleotide messenger RNA. Its product is annotated as metal tolerance protein C2-like. Gene Ontology annotation, cellular component: membrane; Golgi apparatus. Gene Ontology annotation, molecular function: zinc ion transmembrane transporter activity. Gene Ontology annotation, biological process: zinc ion transport; transmembrane transport; intracellular zinc ion homeostasis. Lineage: Eukaryota; Viridiplantae; Streptophyta; Magnoliopsida; Malvales; Malvaceae. The coding region runs from base 92 to 964 and encodes 290 amino acids. The record is from RefSeq and is a predicted model, not a curated record. The transcript has 10 exons.